Molecule: messenger RNA, 1200 nt
Organism: Acanthosepion pharaonis
Lineage: Eukaryota; Metazoa; Mollusca; Cephalopoda; Sepiida; Sepiidae
Source: the annotation of a GenBank genome assembly
AUGGCGGUGGUUGUCUUAGACAAUGGAGGUAGUAGCGCUAAAAUUGGAUAUACAACCGACAAACAACCAAGAAUUAUUCCCAAUUGUGUGUCAAAAGCCAAAAAUGUACGUACACGAAUAUUUAUUGGUGACCAAAUUGAUGACUGCAAAGACCUUUCUGGCCUUUACUAUCUUCUUCCAUUCCAAAAGGGUUAUCUUGUCAAUUGGGAAAUUGAAAAACAAGUCUGGGAUUAUUUGUUUGGUAAAGAUGUUCUCAAGGUUAAUUUCAGUGAAACAACUCUUCUCAUAACUGAACCACAAUUUAAUUUUCUUUCCAUUCAAGAAGCAAUGGAGGAAAUCUUUUUUGAAGAUUAUCAAUUUAAAGCAAUUUACCGAACGAAUGCCACCCAAUUGUCUGACUAUAAACUACGCAAGGAUCAAAGCAACUCCUCCUCAUCCCCUUUGUGCAGUUUGAUUGUGGACACAGGUUACUCCUUUACUCACCUUGUGCCUUACUUAAAAGGCAAAAAAAUGAAAAAUGCUGUGAAAAGAAUCAAUGUUGGAGGCAAAGUCAUGACAAAUCAUCUCAAAGAAAUUAUUUCCUACAGGCAGUUGAUGGUAAUGGAUGAAACUUAUGUGAUUAACCAACUGAAGGAAGAUGUUUGCUAUGUGGCACAGGAUUUUAACAAAGACAUGAAAAUUGCAAGGUCCAAAGGCAAAGAUAAUACAAUCUGGCGUGAUUACAUUCUCCCUGAUUAUACAACUAUCCAUCGAGGUUAUAUGAAACCUGCAGAAGAAACUGAUACAAAACCCAGCAGCAAUGAACAGUUAAUCAAAGUAAACAAUGAACGUUUUGCUGUUCCCGAAAUCUUAUUCCAUCCGUCUAACAUUGGCAUUGAAGAGAUGGGCCUGGCUGAAACGGUAGCUUAUAUUUUGACCCUCGUUCCAGAAGAAAUCCAUCCACAUCUUCUCAGUAAUAUCAUUCUCACUGGAGGAAACUGUUUUCUACCAGGAUUUAAAGAUAGAUUCCUCAAAGAAGUAAGAUGCCUUGUACCAACUGAAUAUGAUCUCCAUGUGACAGUACCCAGCAAUCCACAGACUUAUUCCUGGCAGGGUGGAGUUGCCCUGGCUUCUGACCCCAAAUUUUCAUCAAUGGUUGUCACAAAACAACAGUAUGAUGAAUAUGGACAUAGCAUCUGUGCAGAUAAAUUUGAAGUAUAA